This is a messenger RNA of Planococcus citri (citrus mealybug), 1145 nucleotides long. RefSeq names its product ribosome biogenesis regulatory protein homolog. Gene Ontology annotation, biological process: endonucleolytic cleavage in ITS1 to separate SSU-rRNA from 5.8S rRNA and LSU-rRNA from tricistronic rRNA transcript (SSU-rRNA, 5.8S rRNA, LSU-rRNA); ribosomal large subunit biogenesis; ribosome biogenesis. The record is from RefSeq and is a predicted model, not a curated record. NCBI's taxonomy places the organism in Eukaryota, Metazoa, Arthropoda, Insecta, Hemiptera, Pseudococcidae. The transcript is spliced from 6 exons. Gene Ontology annotation, cellular component: preribosome, large subunit precursor; nucleus; nucleolus. Gene Ontology annotation, molecular function: protein binding. The coding region runs from base 101 to 1102 and encodes 333 amino acids.
GACAGUUUUUAUUUUUUUUUCGUGUGAAAAAAUUGCGAAUUGCGAUGCAUUGCGUUAAUUAAUCCUUUAUUAAUCGUUCGAGGUGAAUUAAAUCUCUAAAAUGGAAGUAGUUAAUAGUAUUUUACAAGGUAUCGAAGAAGAUAAAUGCCAGGCUGUGAAAAGUAUCGAAGUCAAGAAACUAAUAGAACCCGAUUUCUUCGCCGAAGACCUUACGGUUGCUGAUACUAACGAACUGAAUUACAAAGAAUUACACGACAACCAAGAUGAAUACUUGCAAAAAUACGCCAGAGAAUGUGUGCAAUAUUUAGUCAAUAAGUUAUCCGCUUUCCCGAAGGAAUCUAAAGAUGGUUUGACGUUCAUCAAAUGUUCCGGAGCAACGUACGAGUUACCUAGAGAAAAACCAAUACCAGUCCCUAAACCGUUAACUAAAUGGCAAAGAUACGCUAAAGAAAAGGGUAUCAAGAAAACCAAGAAACCCCGAGUGACCUGGGACGAUAUUUUACAAAAAUGGGUUCCAACUUACGGUUACAAGAAAGCUGCCGCUGAGAAAGAGAAGGAAUGGUUGAUAGAAGUACCUAAAAAUGUCGACCCCAAGACUGACAUGUUCGCCGAGAAGAAGAAAGUCAAGAAGGAAAACAUCGCUAAGAACGAAUAUCAACGAUUACGUAAUAUCGCCGCUGCUAGAAAAGUCAAAGUUCCCGAAGUUGGUGUACCUCCUUUGGAAGGAAGAAUGCAACCAUCACAACUUCAAGUAGCUGCUUCCGUUGCCAGAACUGCUACAGCUUCGCUCGGAGAAUUCCAACCCAACUUACCUGGUGAAAAAGUUAGCAAAAAGAAGAAGAUCGGUAACAAAAAGAAAACACCCUACAAGACUCCAGCUGAAGAAAAAGCUUCUCAAAAAGCGAUUAACGAACAAUUACAGAAACGUGCGAGACAACCACAACCAAACACGAGCACAGUCAACGACGCGAUAAAUAGUAAAAAAAAUAAAGGAGAUAAGAAAACGAAAUCCAAAAAGAAAGCUCAUUCUUCUUUCAAGAAACCGAAAUCGGAAAAAAGUAAUAAAUCUAGUAAACGUGGAAGUGGCAGGAAAAGGAGAUAGAUUUAAGUAUUAUAAUUUUCUAAUAAAAUUGUUUCAAUUUCAA